AUGCUUUCAUUCAAAGGAAGUCCAUACUGGAUGGCUCCUGAGGUCAUAAUGAAUACAAACGGCUACAGCCUUGCAGUAGACAUCUGGAGCUUAGGAUGUACCAUUCUUGAAAUGGCAACAUCAAAACCACCUUGGAGCCAAUAUGAAGGGGUGGCUGCGAUAUUUAAAAUUGGAAACAGCAAAGAGAUUCCUGAAAUUCCUGAUCACCUGUCUAAUGAUGCCAAAAACUUCAUAAGGCUAUGUUUGCAGCGAGAACCAUCUGCACGCCCGAUGGCCCCACAACUGCUAGAUCACCCUUUCAUUCGGGACUUGGCUACCACAAGAGUUGCGAAUUCCAAAAUAACCAAGGAAGCCUUUCCUUAUACCUUUGAUGGAAGCCACACACCGACUGCUUCCGAGCUUCACUCCAACAGAACAAAUGUAAAUACGUGCAAUGGAGAUUAUGUGGCAAAAUCAGUGUUUACAGUCUCAAGAACUUCGAUUAGCCCAAGGGAUAAUGUUAGAACGAUCAUGUCUUUGCCGGUAUCUCCCUGUUCAAGCCCCUUACGACAAAAUGGACCAGCAAAUAGGAGCUGUUUCCUUUCUCCUACACACCCAUCUUAUGCUUUGGCGGGGCAACGUGGUUACCAUUUGGAUUAUUACUUGAUGUUUCCAACGAGACCUAGUGCAAGUACACUUGAUCCGUGGCAGGGAAUUCCCCAAUUUAAGGCCGAAACAACAUGUAGAUCGCCAAUGACUAGAUCCAUUUUAUAG
Molecule: messenger RNA, 753 nt
Organism: Ilex paraguariensis (yerba mate)
Lineage: Eukaryota; Viridiplantae; Streptophyta; Magnoliopsida; Aquifoliales; Aquifoliaceae
Source: the annotation of a GenBank genome assembly